UUUUAACUUUGAAAUUGCCAAAGGAAAUUAUACUUCUCUCUUAUUGUCUGGUUGUUUGAGAAAACCACAAAAAUCCCCCAUUUUUUCCUCCUUUGGCUUUCAGAGCACCAAAACCUGGGUAUCUUUCAUUUCCCGUGUUCUUUCGGGGGUUUUGAAUCCUUUUCCCUUUCUUGAUCAUAAAGUUCAAUUUUUCAUCACCUGGGUACUCUUAGAUCUCCAUUCAAAAUUUGGGUUUCUUUUUCCCCCCCAAAUUUUCAAUGUCACAAGGCUUUUCGAUUGCGCUUUACUUCGACCCAGCACUUGAAAACCAAUUGUUGAAAGCUUGGAAUAUUUUGGCUCGUCGGCAAAUCAGCACUCAGUUAAUUGAAAUUGAGUCCAGACCUCACAUUACCCUUUUCUCAAGCCCUUUUCUUGACCCUGCCAGGCUUGAAUCUGUCGUAAAGUCAUUUGUUUCAAAGCAAGAACCUUUAGCUCUAUCUUUAUCCUCCAUUGGGACUUUCCCAAAUGGAAAAAAUCUUCUUUUUCUUGCACCAGCUCCAACAAUACCCCUUCUACUGUUCCAGGCUCAGUUAUGUGAGGCUAUUAAAAAGGAAGGGAUUGAAAUUGGAGAAAAGUUCAAAGCUGACGCUUGGAUUCCCUAUUGUGCUGUAGCUCAAGAGGUGUCAAAAACAAGAAUGGCGGAGGCAUUCUGUGUAUUGAGAGAGCUGAAAUUACCUGUUUCUGGGUAUGCAAUGGAUAUUGGAUUGGUGGAGUUUUCACCUGUUCGUGAACAUUUCUCGUUUGGAUUUGGAAAUACAGUAGAGGCAUGAAAUCUGAAGGUCGUUAAUGACAACGUUCCGACUAGUAGGAGAUAUAACUACAAAUCGGUUCGAUUUGAGACUAUAUAUUGGCGAUACGGGAGCGAGAUGUUGGGACUCGAAUUUCAGACCUAUUAAAUGUCACCUUUCAAGGAUGACUACAUGAAGCAAGUGAAAUAAGUUUUGGGUUCAUAGUUGAUGAUGAUACAAUUUCUUGGUCAGUAUUACAAAUAUUUUGGUCUCUAGACAAUGGAGAAGCAGGGAAAAGCUCUUCGAAUUUGGAAUGUCUGGAAUUGUCAAACUUCAUGAAGUAGGAGAAACUCCACUUUUUGUUUGAAGUUGAUAGUUUCAAAAGAGUUGAAUAUUGCUUCUGUUUCCAUUACUUGACAGCUAUUAAAUUACAAUGAAACUAUAUAUUA
Molecule: messenger RNA, 1216 nt
Organism: Hibiscus syriacus
Lineage: Eukaryota; Viridiplantae; Streptophyta; Magnoliopsida; Malvales; Malvaceae
Exons: 2
Coding region: 258-809 (183 amino acids)
Source: RefSeq, a predicted model, not a curated record